Molecule: messenger RNA, 5455 nt
Organism: Linepithema humile (Argentine ant)
Lineage: Eukaryota; Metazoa; Arthropoda; Insecta; Hymenoptera; Formicidae
Source: RefSeq, a predicted model, not a curated record
UACGCUUAUAUAUUUAAGAGGGAAAAAGUCUUGCUAAUUUUUUUUCCCUCUAAUAAAAUUUCGUUGCUGAAAACUUAUAAAGCCGAAGUAACUCGAGGUUGAAAAACACUGAUGUAGGAGCCGACGACGUUGUAGUUCGUGGAGGAGGUAGCAAGAAAGAGAGGAACGGAGGUGCGCGUUCGCAGCAACGAAACAAAUAGGCCGGCGACUUUCACCGCGCGACCAAGAGCGGUUGUGUAGUGGCGGAGGCGCAGAUCAAGGCACAGUCGGACUCGUAGUCGAGAGAGACGGUUAACUGUUCUUCGGGAAUCGAGUAAAUUUUUUUUUUUUGCGAUCGUGCUUCAGUGCUUUUCCCUAACGAAAUCUCUCGAUCCGUUUCUCUGACGAGCCUGAAGAAAGCGACAAUUUUGUUUCGAGAGAGCCGCAUACCAAGUGUAUCCUGUGUACAAGUUUUUUUCACCGUUGCACCCGCACAUGAUUGCCACAUCCGGAACAACCGUAAAAUCAUACGAUUCGAGAAUUCGUAUAUACGGAUCGAAGGUGAUCGAUGCGAUCUCGCACUGCUUGCAAAUAGACAAUAUCAGUGGGAUGUGUUCUCCAGAACAUUUUUGACACGAAAAAGAGGGAACGAUAAAGGAAGCGUGAAGAAGACGCGCGCGCGUACUAUGCAUGUGGCAUAAGAGAAAUGCUCAGGCGUGAUCUCGGCAAGACCAAGUGACACACGAUGACACGACGACGACGGCCGUUCCGUAGUGUCGCGUCGCUCUGCGCAAUCAUUUGGACACUUUGGAUCGCGGUGCCUGCUGGAACCGGAGCGGGGCAUAAUUAUGUGAACAGCAAACAGAGAUACGAUGGAUUUUACAACAAUUUGGCUCAUUCUGAUUGGGGAGCAAUUGACAGUAGACUAAUUCGAAAGGUCCCAGCGGCAUAUUCCGAUGGCGUUUAUGCAAUGGCUGGCCAAGACAGGCCAUCUCCCCGAAAACUUAGCGACUUAUUCAUGCAAGGCGACGAUGGCCUGCCGUCGGUGAAAAAUCGGACCGCGUUAUUCGCCUUUUUCGGACAGCUGGUCACGUCGGAGAUAAUUAUGGCUAGCGAAAGCGGUUGCCCCUUAGAAUUUCAUCGAAUUGACGUAGACAAAUGUGAUCCGGUUUUCGACAAAGAGUGUCAAGGUAACAAGUACAUUCCAUUUCUCCGAGCGGAUUACGAUCGUCAAACCGGGCGCAGUCCCAACAGUCCACGAGAACAGAUAAACAAAGUGACGAGCUGGAUCGACGGUAGUUUCGUUUAUUCGAGCAGUGAGGCAUGGGCCAACACAAUGCGCGCGUUCAAGAACGGCAGUCUUCUCAUGGAACAGACGAGGCAAUUCCCCGUGAGAAACACUAUGCGCGCACCUCUUUUCAAUCACGCAGUGCCUCAUGUCAUGCGAAUGCUUAGCCCGGAGCGUUUAUAUCUGCUUGGCGACCCACGAACGAAUCAGCACCCACCGUUGUUGGCUCUGGGAAUUUUAUUCUAUCGGUAUCACAAUGUCUUGGCCGCUCGCAUGCACAGAGAGCAUCCCGACAUGUCCGACGAAGAAAUUUUUCAGAAGACACGUCGGAUGGUCACAGGAACGAUUCAGAACAUAAUCCUUUAUGAAUAUCUUCCGACAUUGCUAAAUGAGAACCUGCCGUCAUACGCCGGUUACAAAUCGGAUCUACAUCCGGGUAUCAGUCAUAUAUUUCAAAGCGCCGCUUUCCGUUUCGGCCAUACUCUUAUACCGCCGGGCAUAUAUCGGCGGGACGAGAAGUGCGAAUAUAGGAAGACCAACACAGAUCAACCGGCUAUCAGAUUGUGUUCUACAUGGUGGGACUCGAACGAGAUUUUGGCCAACAGCACGAUUGAAGAAUUGAUUAUGGGCAUGGCGUCGCAAUUGGCGGAGAAAGAAGACAAUCUUCUCGGCACCGACAUUCGGAACAAUCUGUUCGGACCCAUGGAAUUUUCGCGUCGAGAUCUCGGCGCCCUGAACAUCAUGCGAGGCCGCGACAACGGUCUUGCGGAUUACAACACGGCAAGGGUGCAUUUCAAAUUAGCCAGACGGAAAACGUGGAAUGAGAUCAAUCCUGAAUUGUUCAAUAAGAAUCCGUCACUGCUGCGCGCUCUCAUUGAAAUUUACUCGAAUAAUCUCAACAACGUUGACGUCUACGUUGGCGGAAUGCUCGAAUCCAAGGGUGGCCCCGGCGAACUCUUCACCGCGGUCAUAAAAGAGCAGUUCCUCCGCUUGCGAGAUUCUGAUAGAUUUUGGUUCGAAAACGAGGAAAAUGGUAUUUUUACGAAAAGCGAAAUAGAGGAAAUUCGUCGCAUCACUCUUUGGGAUGUAAUCACAAACGCGACCAAAAUACCAUCCGAUGCGAUACAAAGACGAGUGUUUCUUUGGCAAAACGGUGAUCCGUGUCCUCAGCCUUUUCAAUUGAAUUCGACCAUGCUCGAGUCGUGUGUUCCCUUACAGCGUCACGACUAUUUUGAGGGUAGCGAACUUGUGUACAUCUACGCCUGUGUGUUUCUUGGAUUCGUACCGAUUCUCUGUGCCGGUGCAGGAUACGGGCUGGUAAAAUUGCAAAACAGACGGCGGCGAAGACUGAAAAUACUUCAGGAAGCAAUACAAAAGCAAAACGGCGGUCGGAUCUGUGUUGAUAAAAUGAUUGUACGUGAGUGGCUGCAUGCGAACCAUCGUCGUCUCGUGAAGGUGAAAUUCGGACCGGAAGCAGCGUUGCAUAUCGUCGAUCGAAAAGGAGAGAAACUACGCACGUUCGACUUCGGUGGCAUUAACACCAUAACUAUGGAGGCAUCACAGGAGAGUGAAACCGGACAUCGUAAGGCCCUAGUGUUAUUACGUAUACCACGCGAUUACGACCUUGUCCUUGAACUCGAUUCGCUGGCUUCACGUAGAAAGUUUAUUGCGAAAUUGGAGGCGUUCCUGGCGUCGCAAAAAAAGCAUUUCACACUCACGCAAGUCGCACGGGAUGUUAUGUUAGCAAAAGCGGAAACUAAAGAGCGCCGACAAAAGAAGCUUGAACAGUUCUUCAGAGAAGCGUACGCUUUGACUUUCGGUUUACGGCCCGGCGAACGGAGACGGCGAUCGGAAGAUAGUGAUACCGGAGAGGUCAUUACGGUAAUGCGUACGUCACUUUCCAAAAGCGAGUUUGCAAGCGCUCUUGGCAUGCGGCCUGAUGCAGUUUUCGUGAAGAAAAUGUUCAACAUUGUCGACAAAGACGGCGAUGGCCGGAUUUCCUUUCAAGAAUUCUUGGACACGGUUCUGCUGUUUUCACGUGGUAAAACCGAGGACAAGUUGCGCAUCAUCUUCGACAUGUGCGAUAAAGAUAGCAACGGCGUGAUUGACAAAGAAGAGUUGUCAGAAAUGUUAAGAUCGCUGGUGGAAAUAGCACGUACCACGAGCCUUUCGGAUGAUCACGUCACAGAAUUAAUUGACGGCAUGUUCCAGGAUGCUGGGCUCGAGAGGAAGGACUAUCUCACGUACAACGACUUCAAAUUAAUGAUGAAAGAAUACAAAGGAGAUUUUGUUGCGAUUGGUCUCGAUUGCAAGGGUGCUAAACAGAAUUUCCUCGAUAUGUCGACGAACGUCGCGCGCAUGACCAGCUUUCAUAUCGAUCAAUUGCCCCCAGAAGAUUCGAAAAGCUGGACGCGCAAGCAAUGGGAUGCUAUAUCGACCUUUCUCGAAGAGAGUAGACAGAAUAUAUUCUAUCUUUUCCUGUUUUACGUUAUCACCAUAGCUCUCUUUGUCGAGAGAUUUAUUUAUUACUCUUUCAUGACGGAACAUACGGAUCUGAGACAUAUAAUGGGCGUUGGAAUUGCCAUAACCAGAGGUUCGGCAGCCGCUCUGUCCUUUUGCUACAGUCUUUUACUAUUAACGAUGUCACGUAAUCUACUGACAAAGCUGAAGGAAUUUUCGAUCCAGCAGUACAUACCUCUAGACUCGCACAUACAAUUUCACAAGAUCGCAGCGUGUACAGCGCUCUUUUUCUCCGUGCUGCAUACGGUUGGCCAUAUAGUCAACUUUUAUCACGUCUCCACGCAGCCGAUAGCGCAUCUUCGCUGCCUCACUAGCGAAAUCAGCUUUCCCAGCGACGCGCGGCCUACUAUUUCCUUUUGGCUGCUUCGAACGGUGACCGGUUUAACCGGUAUUCUUCUGUUCGUCGUUAUGACAAUCAUUUUUGUCUUCGCACAUCCGACCAUACGACAGAAGGCUUACAAAUUCUUUUGGUCGACACAUAGUCUCUAUGUAGUCUUGUACGCAUUGUGCCUGAUCCACGGCUUGGCCCGCUUGACAGGUGCGCCGCGAUUUUGGAUAUUCUUCGUUGGCCCGGCGAUUAUUUACGCCCUGGACAAAGUCGUGAGUCUGCGAACAAAAUAUAUGGCGCUGGAUAUCAUCGAAACGGAAUUAUUACCAUCUGACGUGAUAAAGAUUAGAUUCUACAGACCACCAAAUUUGAAGUACUUGUCGGGUCAAUGGGUACGUCUCGCCUGCACCGCCUUCAGAUCCAACGAGUUUCACUCUUUCACAUUGACCUCAGCGCCGCACGAGAAUUUUCUCUCCUGUCAUAUAAAAGCUCAGGGACCGUGGACGUGGAAGCUCCGCAACUAUUUCGAUCCUUGCAAUUACAAUCCAGAAGUCGAGCGUCCGAAAAUUCGUAUAGAAGGCCCGUUUGGUGCGGGAAAUCAAGAUUGGUACAAGUUCGAAGUCGCGGUGAUGGUUGGUGGUGGGAUUGGAGUCACUCCUUACGCCUCGAUUCUCAACGAUCUUGUGUUUGGAACGUCCACUAACAGAUAUUCGGGCGUUGCGUGUAAGAAGGUUUAUUUUCUAUGGAUCUGCCCAUCGCAUAAACAUUUCGAAUGGUUUAUCGACGUUCUUAGAGACGUCGAGAGAAAAGAUGUUACGGAUGUACUUGAAAUCCACAUAUUUAUCACACAAUUUUUUCAUAAGUUUGAUUUGCGCACUACUAUGUUGUACAUAUGUGAGAAUCACUUCCAGAGGCUAUCGAAAAGAAGUAUAUUUACCGGACUCAAAGCCAUCAAUCACUUUGGUCGGCCGGACACGACGUCAUUUCUGAAAUUUGUUCAGAAGAAACACAGCUAUGUUAGCAAAAUAGGAGUAUUUAGCUGUGGACCACGUCCUCUGACGAAAAGCGUUAUGUCGGCCUGCGAUGAAGUCAACAAAACUCGGCGUUUGCCAUAUUUCAUACAUCACUUUGAAUAUUUCGGCUAGUCGGCUACACUACUUUUUAUUCGCAUAUAAAAUAAUGCUAUCAACUUGGUUGACAAUACUUUAUCGCAAAUUGCAACGAUUUGCAAAAUGUACAUAUUUAAGCGCUGAGAAGCGCUUCUUUUUAUUAUUUAUAAAUUGUCAUGAAUAUUACGCGUUACUUAUUGAUGAAUACGAUAAAAAAAAUAUUCUCCUCUC